AUGCAGAUCUUCGUCAAGACGCUGACGGGGAAGACCAUCACGCUCGAGGUGGAGAGCAGCGACACGAUUGAGAAUGUGAAGGCCAAGAUUCAGGUGCGGGUGCCAAGCAGCGGGUGCCAGGGCACCGCUUUCCGCCAGUGCGGGGCUCCCACAGCCGCCUCAGCUGCAUGCUCGGGUGCACCCACCCAACUGCCUGCGCUCGCUGUGGCCCCACGCUGCCAGCAGGACAAGGAGGGGAUCCCGCCCGACCAGCAGCGCCUGAUUUUUGCGGGCAAGCAGCUGGAGGAUGGCCGCACCCUGGCCGACUACAACAUCCAGAAGGAGUCCACCCUGCACCUGGUGCUGCGCCUGCGCGGCGGC
This is a messenger RNA of Chlorella variabilis, 360 nucleotides long. RefSeq lists its product as hypothetical. Gene Ontology annotation, molecular function: protein tag activity; ubiquitin protein ligase binding. The transcript has a single exon. The record is from RefSeq and is a predicted model, not a curated record. The annotation marks the transcript as partial. Gene Ontology annotation, biological process: protein ubiquitination; modification-dependent protein catabolic process. Lineage: Eukaryota; Viridiplantae; Chlorophyta; Trebouxiophyceae; Chlorellales; Chlorellaceae. Gene Ontology annotation, cellular component: cytoplasm; nucleus.